Messenger RNA from Nilaparvata lugens (brown planthopper), 531 nucleotides. Its product is annotated as piggyBac transposable element-derived protein 3-like. Bases 67 to 531 code for a protein of 154 amino acids. The transcript is spliced from 3 exons. The record is from RefSeq and is a predicted model, not a curated record. NCBI's taxonomy places the organism in Eukaryota, Metazoa, Arthropoda, Insecta, Hemiptera, Delphacidae.
GUUGGUAUGCAUGUAAUGGCCUUGAUAAUGUAUGAUGCAAUGCUUUUAGUACGUGUUUGACUUCUUAUGAGUGAUUGUGCUUCUACAAUGACCGAUCGAAAUCGUAAUCGCUAUGACUCAUCAAAUCUGAACUGUAUACGGUUGACGGACUUGACCCUGCAAGAAGCCAUUGAUAUUUUGGAGUGUGAUGAUGCAGAUGAUGUCCAGGGUAUUUUCAUUGAGCCACCCGCACCCAACAUUGAUACUGAUGAGGACUCGGGGGAUGAGGAUGGGGGAGGAUAUGUUGAUAAUCUCACAGGACGACAGUUAACUAGUCAAGUUGAAGUUGUUACAAAUAGCAGAAAUGAUACAUCAGUUCUUGAUAAUACUUUUGAAGAUUUGAGCAGUUCUACUCGUGCGUCUAGCUCUAGUACAGUGGGAAGUACUUCAAUUAAACAACUGCUGCUGCUGUCUUUGUCUUUAGAUGAUAAUGUUAUUACAACCAUUGCUAAAGUUUUACCACCACCUUCUUUCAUACACAUCUACAAGUGA